This is a messenger RNA of Brienomyrus brachyistius, 7043 nucleotides long. It is a transcript of the gene abcb5, whose product is annotated as ATP-binding cassette, sub-family B (MDR/TAP), member 5. Gene Ontology annotation, biological process: transmembrane transport. NCBI's taxonomy places the organism in Eukaryota, Metazoa, Chordata, Actinopteri, Osteoglossiformes, Mormyridae. The record is from RefSeq and is a predicted model, not a curated record. The transcript is spliced from 29 exons. Gene Ontology annotation, cellular component: membrane. Gene Ontology annotation, molecular function: ATP hydrolysis activity; ATP binding; ABC-type transporter activity. The coding region runs from base 186 to 4190 and encodes 1334 amino acids.
UAUAUAUACAAGAGCCGCGAUUUCCCAGUGUUAUUGUCAAACCAUAGAAACGACACUUCGUACUGUGAAAUUUCGCUGCCUGCAACACCGGUCAUCUGUCGGCGUUCUGUUCGAUUUCAGGGGUUUAAUUACAAAGAUAAAAGGAAAAAAGCCACAAAACGGACGAAGAAGCUCUACCAGACACAAUGUCCGGAGAAGUUUCUCAGGACGCGCUGUACGCGAAUUCCUAUAUCAACGAUGCCUUUGUGGAAGACGAGAAACCCAGAGAGGAUGAGAUGGACCCCCCACCUCCGGAGGAUCCGACUCCGGCGUCAAAUAAAAAUAGAUUGUUUAGAAGAAAAAUAAAGGAUGCAAAGGAACCAGUGAAGCUGGUUGGAUUUUUCCAAUUAUACCGCUUUGCCAAACCUCUGGAUAUUAUUUUAAUGAUUGUGGGGUUACUCUGUGCCGCUGCCAAUGGGGUCGCUCUGCCACUCAUGAGUGUGAUUUUUGGCCAGAUGACAGACAGCUUUGUCCAGAGUGGUCAAGCCUUAAACGUUUCAGCCUUAGGCAACGUUACUCCCAGUUAUGCCAGCUCUGCCAAUUGUCCUACCAUGCCUGGAGUGGAUAUCGAAACUUUAAUGACCAAUCGUGCCUAUUACUUUGUGGGGAUUGGAGUAGCAGUACUCAUCCUUGGAACAUCUCAAGUCACGCUUUUCCUGCUGGCAGCUACCAGACAGACAAAAAGGAUCCGUGAGAGAUACUUCCAUUCAGUGAUCCACCAGCAAAUGGGAUGGUUUGACACACAUCAGAUCGGAGUGCUAAUUACCAGACUGACAGAUGAUAUUAACACAAUCAACGAUGGGCUGGGAGAAAAGAUCUGUUUAUUCGUGCAGUAUUUCUGCGCAUUCAUUGCUGGCAUCAUCAUUGGGUUUAUUAAUGGCUGGAAGCUGACCCUUGUCAUCCUAGCAGUCAGUCCUCUUCUUGCAGGAUCUGCUGCAGUCUGGUCCAAGAUUGUUGUCACACUGAUCAGUAAGGAGCUGUCAGCAUAUGCCAAGGCUGGGGCAGUUGCUGAGGAAUUUCUUGUGGCUAUCAGGACAGUCGUGGCUUUCAAUGGGCAGAAGAAAGCAGUGGAGAAGUACGAAUCUAACUUAGAGGAGGCCAGAAAUUUUGGGGUGAAAAAGGCUGUUGCAACCAAUGCGGCAAUGGGACUCACUCAGUUCUUUAUGUUGUCGACGUACGCCCUGGCCUUUUGGUAUGGAACAAAGCUUACAGUCGACGAACUUGAAAACUACUCCAUCGGACGGGUUCUCACUGUGUUUUUUUCUGUGAUGAUCGGAACAUUAUCUUUGGGUCGAGGAAUGCCAAACUUGGAGAGCGUAGCCAAGGCCCGUGGGGCGGCCUAUGAGAUCUACAAGACCAUUGACCUGCCGCGUCCGAUUGACAGCAGCUCGAAGGAAGGCCACAAGCCAGAAACGGUGAAAGGAGACAUAGAGUUCAAGAACAUUCACUUCAGUUACCCGUCCAGGAAGGAUGUGAAAAUCCUGCAGGGUGUGAAUCUGGUGGUCCCUCGUGGAAAGACCAUUGCCCUAGUGGGAGCCAGUGGCUGUGGAAAGAGCACCACCAUCCAGCUUCUGCAGCGUUUCUACGACCCAGAUGCUGGAGAGAUCACUUUGGACGGACAUGACAUCCGCACACUCAAUGUGAAAUGGCUGAGGGAGAACAUUGGCAUCGUCAGCCAGGAGCCUGUGCUCUUCGCAACCACGAUUGCUGAAAACAUCCGCUACGGCUGGGAGAACGCCACGGACGAGGACAUUGAGCGUGCCGUGAAGGAAGCCAACGCCUACGAGUUCAUAUCUAAACUCCCUGAUAAGAUGAACACGAUGGUCGGGGAACGGGGGGCCCAGCUGAGUGGGGGGCAGAAGCAGAGGAUCGCCAUCGCCAGAGCUCUAGUGAAAAAUCCCAACAUCCUGCUGCUAGAUGAGGCCACCUCUGCUCUGGACACUCAGAGCGAGUCUAUUGUGCAGGCUGCCCUAGAUAAGGCACGGGCCGGCCGGACGACAAUAAUCAUCGCUCACCGCCUGUCGACUAUCAAGACGGCCGACAUCAUCGCGGGCUUCAGUGACGGUGUGGUGACUGAGCAAGGAACCCACAGCCAGCUCAUGGCCUUGAAGGGGGUCUAUUACUCAUUAGUCAUGCAGCAGAAUUCAGGUAAAACAGAAGAUAGAAGUGAGUCAAGCGAAGACGACUCGUGUGAUGAGGACGUGGAGGAGGAGUCCUUUGAGGAGGACCCGGUCUAUGCAGAAAUUCUACACAAUGAUGUAGAAGAACAAGGCACAUCCCAGAACGUCUCUCUGAGGCGUACAGGCAGUAUCCAGCAGAGAUCUUCCAAGAAGAAGAAGAAGAAGAAGUUUCUCAAGAAACAUGCAGAUAAGGAGAAUAAGGAGGAAGAGAAGCUCCCAGAAGUUCCAUUCAAAAGAAUUUUAGCUUUGAAUAAGCCGGAGUGGCCUUACUUACUGAUUGGGGUGCUUGCCAGUUUGGUGGGAGGGGCCAUCUAUCCCUGCCUCGCUAUUGUCUUUGCAAAAAUAAUUGGGGUCUUUACUGAAACCGACCCGGAAGUGAAACGUCAGAAAACCCUGAUGUUUUCAUUGCUUUUCCUUCUGAUUGGUGGAGUCGCGUUCGUGACCUCCUUCUUACAGGGUUACAUGUUUGGCAAAUCAGGAGAACUUCUGACAAUGAGACUGAGAAGUCAGUGUUUCAGAGCCAUGAUGGGGCAGGAAAUCGGCUGGUUUGACGACAGCAGAAAUGCCGUGGGAGUUUUAACUACUAAACUGGCAACCGAUGCGUCGCUCGUCAAAGGGGCAGCAGGAUCCAGACUUGGCCUGGCUACGAACACCAUAUGCUCUCUGACCAUCGCCAUCGUCGUAGCCUUCAUCUUCAGCUGGCAGAUCACACUCCUCAUACUCGUCUGCGUGCCUUUCCUCUCGGGAGCCAACUUCAUACAGAUGAGGGCCAUUGGCGGCCAUGCUUCCAAAGACCAGCAAGCCCUGGAACUUUCUGGAAAGAUCUCCACAGAAACAGUUGAGAACUUCAAGACGGUUGUGUCCUUGUCACGAGAAGAAGUAUUUUUCCAGAAAUUCAAAGAUAGUUUGAGUUAUCCAUACAAGACUGCUCUAUGUAGAGCCCCUAUGUAUGGAUUGACCUACGCCCUUGCCCAAGCAACCCGGUUCUUUGUCAACGCUGCGAUUUUCCGUUUUGGCGCAUGGCUUAUAGCGCAUUGCUACACGCAGUAUGAGAAUGUUUUUCUUGUGUACUCCGUCAUUGUCUUUACUGCCGUAAAUGUUGGACAGUCCUCCAGUUUUGCUCCGGAUUUUGCAAAAGCAAAGGCAUCUGCACAGCGAAUAUUAACCUUGCUGGACAGGAAGCCUGAGAUCGACAGUUACAGUGAGAAGGGCGACAUGCCUGGAACCUGCACGGGGAACAUUGAGUUCCAUGACGUCCACUUCAUGUACCCAACCAGGCGGAACGUGAAUGUGCUGCAAGGCCUGAAUGUGUCUGUAAGCUCGGGCCAGACUCUGGCCCUGGUUGGUGGGAGUGGCUGUGGGAAAAGCACUUCUAUCCAGCUGCUGGAGCGUUUCUACGACGUCGCUUCUGGACACGUGUCUCUGGACGGGCACGACAUCAAGUCUCUGAACCUGGCCUGGCUGCGUUCUCAGCUGGGCCUGGUGUCUCAGGACCCCAUCCUGUUUGACUGCAGCAUUGCUGAGAACAUCCAGUAUGGCGACAACAGCCGUGACGUCUCCCAGACGGAGAUUGAGGAAGCAGCCAAGAGUGCCAAUAUCCAUACCUUUAUCCAGAGUCUUCCAGAGACAUACAACACCAGAGUGGGGGACAAAGGUGCCCAGCUGUCUGGGGGGCAGAAGCAGAUGAUUGCCAUCGCCCGAGCACUGGUGCGUCAUCCAAAGGUGUUGCUCCUGGACGAGGCCACUUCCGCACUGGACAACAAGAGUAAAAAGAUCGUGCAGCAGGCCCUGGACAAGGCGCGGCUCGGUCGCACCUGUGUGGUCAUCGCCCACCGUCUGUCCACCAUCCAGAACGCAGACAUCAUCGCCGUCAUCCAGAAUGGAAGGGUGGUCGAACAAGGAACGCACAGCCAACUCAUGCAGAGGGAAGGGGCCUAUUAUGCCCUAGUAAAUGCCCAGGUGUCUCACUGAGACAGUGAUUCAAGAUACCGGCACUCAGAGAGAAGUCAUACUUAUGACUGGGCUGCCAAUAAGCCUAUUUUAUUAAAAAUGUAAGUUAAAUAGGGUGGUUUAUAAUAAGAAAUACAUGCACUACUUUGAGACGCUCAUGAAGACGUUGGGUAGCUUCAGUGGUUUGUCAGCUUGACGUACAGUACAGUAUUGUGUUACUGUCUAUUUUUAAGAUGUUUUAGUGUAUUUGAAAGUUUUGUAUUGGCAGAAAGGUAAAAUAUUUAUGAAGACAAACAUUUGACUGACACUAAAUAAGAACCUUAUGUAUCCGUCCCAAGUUACCUACAAAUUUGACUUAAAGACAGACUUAAGGUAACGUGUCUAAUUCCUAACCGGGGGACUGUCUGUACAAGAGCAGCUGUCAUGUACAGAGUACAUAGUCAGUUCCACCAUGAUAUUAAAUUUUUACUUUAAAUGUUUACAUGUAAUAAAACCCAGAUGAGUUCUGAUUACGGAGGAUAAAUGAAGAUGUAAGAUGUAAUGAAGAUGUAAAUGCAGUAAUACAAUAUAUAUGUAGAGAUGGUGCAAUGUAACUGUAAAUGACAUUGGUGUGGAGCUGGGUACUUUCUGUUUAAUGUGGGAAUUUGCUGUUAUAAUUUAAGAUUUCUUUCAUGUGUUUGAAAAGAAAGUGCUUUUCCGGUGACCGCUAUAGUAACAUGUAGUGACAUCAGGGCUGUUUAGUCCAAUGGUAAUGCAGGUACCUCCCCCCCCCAGCCUCUGAGGGGGCUCCAGCUUGCCAGCCGAUUACAUUUUGCCUUGGAUGAGGGUGCCAUGGUGAUGCUGACCUAGGGAAGCAUGUCGGCCAGGCCGGUCCUGAGUGCAAUGUAAACACAGUGAUCAGUGUAAAACGGUGGAUCUCAGCCCUGUUCCUGGAGGAUCCCUGGCAGAACGUUUUAGUCCCAACCAACCAUACCUUAAUCAGAUGGUCCUUAAUAGGCCAGUAAUGGAUGUAGCAGGAUGAAACAAUGUGGCUUGGAAUGAAUCUGUCCCACGAAACUGUAUUUCUCAGCCAGAUAAUUUGUCAGAUUCAAGUUAUCAGGCUAAGCAGGAAAUCCAGAACUCCAUAGCAACAAAGUCCAGCCGUAUACUUGGGAAGCCAAAGGGUUUUACUACGUCACCAAUCAACAAACAAAUAACAGGAGUAUGGAAGAAAACAAACACAUUUAGCCAGUCCAGCUCCUUGAAGCGGCGCCUUGGUCAGGCAGAUGAGAGCAAAACAAAACCCCCAAAAGCAAGAAUAUAAAAUAAUAUAUUAUAAUUAAUAUAAUAGUACGAAUGAGCUACUGGUCAUACUACGUUGUAGGUGGUUUGCGUCAACAGAAUGGGGCGGAGGUAGGGCAGUGGGGGAAAGCUAAUCACAAGUCCGAUAGCCUGUGGGUAGACGCUGUUGCGCAGCCUUGUGGUCCAUGAUAUCCCACUCCUAUAGCAUGUAUGUAAUGGUAGGAAUGUGGACAGGCUGAACUGAGGCGGGAUUCUGUCCUGUAUGAUGCCCCCCAAGGAUGCUAGUGUGAUAUUGCAGGAGGAACAUGCAAUGGGCAUGAUAGUUGAACCGCGAUAUAGCGGGGGAUCAUUGUAUAUGACAUCUAAACCAUGCAGGCGUGAUGAAUACUGAUCUUCAGACCCUGAAUCUCGCACAAGAAGUAGUGAUCCUGGCUCUUAACUGUUACAUGAACACUGCAUGAACCAGAACAGAAAUCUAGUUUACCAAUAUUUUAUUUAUAUCUAUGGGCAAAGAUGUAGGUUUGGUUUCAACACUGGGAGGGACCUAAUCAGCCCCAACCCUCCUGCCUCCCUGAAGACAGACGGUACCCCCACAUUGUCGGUAGAGACAUGUCCUUCCCUCACACCCAAAUCUAUGCUUCUCUCCAUGAGACACACACACAUGUGACAGAAAACUUAAGGGUGACACUGCAGGAUCGGUCACUGGCCAGUGCUCUUCAAGCAAUUGCUCAAGGCCCAAGAGCUGCCCUGGGAUUCGAUCAUGUGACCUUCCUGAGCCCUAACCCGCUGCCCCCCCCCUUAUAUCUCUUGAUUUUAUUUCAAAUCCAGAAUAAUUAUUUUAAAAUACUUGUACAUUUCUUGUUGUGCAGGUACAGAUAAGUUUUUCAAUCCACCAGAGGAUAUUUUUGUGUUAAUGUUUAUCUAAUUUUCUUGAAUCAGACUGGCUAUGAAAUUAGCAAUUUGUAAUUGCAUGUCUGUGUUUUGUUUGCUUUGCACAGCGUCCUUUUCCAUUCUCCUGAGAUGCACUGUAUACAUGUGCUGCUAUUCUUUCCAGCUGAGCUCUUGAUUACCCCCCAUUCUAUGCUUUAUUUAAUUUGCACACGCCUUGAAAUUCACACUUUCAGGUGUUUUUGGGAUGGUGUGGUGAGGCCUGUGAAAAUAUCUGUACAUUAAGCGGGUGAGAUAUUUUUAAGCAAAAUUGUCUCAUUACAGGGUGUGUACAGCUACGAAAUACAAUAUUUUUCACUGUAAAAUGUUUAACAGUAACCUGCAUUUUUUCAUUGUUCCUUCGUCCUUUGAGGGAUUCAAACAACAUGAUUUUCAGUGUUUCAUCAUCGCUUGAUACAUACUUUUUCAUUACUGGGCCUAUAUCAUCUCUAGGGAAUUAGACUAAAAUGUUAGAAUCCCUUUCAUUUGAGAGACUACAGUACUGCAUAAUAUACUUAUAUUUGUCAGUAGUGUCUUACCAACCAUAAUUUAUCAAACUUUACCAUACACAUGUAUAAAAAUCACAUGGCAUUUGGGAUCAACGGAUGGUUGGUGUCCACAGAUGCAGGAAUGACUGCUGUAUUCUUAGACAGCUUUUGUAGACUA